CCCAUUGGCCGACGCGACUCACCCGACACAGCUGUGACUGUUUUCUGCAGAGGAAGCCUGUCUCUGGUAUGAGGUCUGCGCUCAGGAAUGAAAUAGCAGCUUUUUUUUUUUCUGCCUCUCUCUCCCAAACGAUGAUGUGACCUAACGACGUGAUAACAGUCUGAGCAGUAAGAGAGCAGCACAACUCACAGCUUCAUCAUUGUCGAGGUGCGAAUGAACAUAGUCGGUUGUCGCUAGAUCAUACAUUUAGAACGUCUGGACAUCCAAGCACUCUAAGUGCCAAAUGCCAAGACUAGAAGAACACUGUUGGAGUCGCUCCUGUGCAUCGAGGGUGGAAUCAAAUAAUUUUUCUGGGGGGAACUGGGUCGCAUCGAGAGCUGAAGAAAUGAUGUCCAUUGUCACAACAGUGCUCAGCAAUGCCUAUGGCUCGCUGCACAGUGUGCGAGCAGCAAACUUGAUCAGACGGGGUCUCGUCCUUUUCACGGUGGGAGUAGUUCUUGCGUUAGUGCUCAACUUGCUGCAGUUACAAAGAAAUGUGACUUUGUUUCCCGAAGAGGUGAUGGCAACUUUGUUUUCAUCAGCGUGGUGGAUUCCCCCUUGCUGCGGCACGGCAGCUGCUGUUGUUGGCCUGCUAUACCCCUGCAUCGACAGCCAUCUAGGGGAGCCCCACAAGUUCAAGAGGGAAUGGGCUAGUGUCAUGAGAUGCAUCGCAGUGUUCGUUGGCAUCAACCACGCCAGUGCUAAACUACACUUUGCCAAUAAUGCCCAGCUAUCCCUGACCCUGGCUGCCCUGUCCCUGGGACUGUGGUGGACGUUUGAUCGCUCGAGGAGUGGCUUCGGCCUGGGCAUCGGGACGGCAUUCCUUGCCACCGUUAUCACACAGCUGCUGGUCUACAACGGCGUCUAUCAAUACACGUAUCCAGACUUUCUGUAUGUGCGCUCUUGGCUUCCAUGCAUAUUCUUCUCAGGAGGAGUGACUGUGGGGAACAUAGGACGCCAGCUAGCCAUGGGUGGUGUCGAGAAACUCCACAACGACUGAACAGAGAUCAGCUGAAGAGGGGAAAGAAGGAAGACUGACAAUAUGGAGAACAGGCGUAACAGAACCAAGUCUGCCAUCAUGGGGAGAGAGUUUGAAAGAAAAGAGACUUAUUAUUUUUUUACUACCUUUCUGUGUGUUAUAACAAAGAGCUAGCCAGAACACCCUUGACCUAACGUGCCAUGACCUAACGUGCCAUGACUUCUGCACCUCUUGGUGGCCAAAAUAACUUACAGUAUUAGGCUAGCCGCUAUGCUAUUCCUAUUAGGAUCCAUAUAGCAUUAUUCCAGAAGAUGGUCGCAAAAGUAUCCCUGUUAGGGUUCAUAUAGCAUUAAGCUAGCAGUUAGACACUAGGCUAUACCAGUUUGGUUCCAAAUAACAUUGUGCUAGCAGUUAGCUGCUAGGCUAUCCCUGUUUGGGUCCAUAUAGCAUUAGGCUAGCUUCUAGCCACUAGCUCCUCCCUCACUAUGGCAGAACAGUAUUUGCCCUUCCAGUUCUUCGAAAUGAAAAGUUAACUGGUUUCAGUUUUACAGUGUAAGAGUGAACUAUUAGCUUUUUGCAGGUGUGUGCAUGUGUGGAUUUGUGCAGGUCUUAACAGAAAAGACGAGGUGAAAAGGUGGUACUACAACGUUUGCUUUUUUGUUAUGGCUGAGUGCAAAAUGACCGUGAAAGGGAAACUUUCAGAGCUGUGCAAAAAUGUCUUGACACUCACAGAGACGGCGACCAACAGUAUGUCACCGAUGACAUGUAUUGUGUUCCCAAUAUUGUAAUUAACCAAGAAAAAUAGUUAUCUGAGAAAUUAGAAUGCCAACACCUAUAACCCCAAACCAAAUAUACAUGAGAUCACAGAUGAUGUGACCAUGUUUUGAAAGAAUGUACCAUGAUGCUACAAUAAGUAAGCAUAUUCAUGGUUUCAGUGAAAUCAGUAAUGAUAACAAAAAGGCACCUGAAUGUAAUCGGGUGUGAAAGCUCACCUCUUGGCUGACUUCGUGGAUAUGGUGUGCAACCUGGAGGUGACCUAUGACCCCUCAAAUGAAUGGCUGAUUUCCUAUUUUGAAUUUUCCAGACUUGGCAUUAAAGUUUAUGAUCAUACAUUAAGAGAAGGUGACAGGACAUUUUUACUAUGGCCUGGGGAUUUGCAAUCUGUGAUUGCCUUUGUAUUAUAGAAUUGAGUGCUUUUGUCACUACUAUACCAGUUCAAUUUUAUUACUUGUACAUAAUUAUAUAUUGCUUCCAUGUAUAGUCACUUCCUUAUAUAAUCAGACAGGUAUUACCACACUAUACCAAUCCAGUUCAAUAGUUGGGGGGCUAAAGGAAUAAAAGUGCAAUCACAUAUACCUGAGCUGACUAUUCUUCUUAUUUAUUAUUUCUGACAAUGGUUAAGAGGUGAGACUCCAUGGAAUCAUAUGCAGUGUGGAUAUAGAAAAGGAGCAUCAAAUAAGCAAUAACAGCAGCUUUUGUAAAAACAAAAAUUAUGUCUAAGAUUACUUGCAUUUUUCGACUGUAUACCAAUGACUAUUCUCACCAUGAGGAGAAGAAAAAAACAUUGUGUCAAACUGUUUGUAAAUUCUCCUAGUAGUUAAAACAUUAGUAAAUGGGAAUACAGAUUAUAAUUUUUGUAUAUUUUGUUAUGUACACAUCACAGCGAGAUUGGUUGGUACGCCUGGUUUGGUGUGAAGCUUUGCUCAAUUUCAGGUGUUCGUCCCAAAUGGCACCCUAUUCUCUAUAUAGUGGACUACUUUUCACCAGGGGCCCUGGUGUGCUGCUGGGAGAAAAGGAAGCUUUAUUAUUGGGGUGUUUGAAACACCUACUAUUUCUAUGUGUAGAGAGUGUGAGUGUGUUUUCAGCUGUGUAUCAUUUUUAUUACCUUGAAUCCAAGUGGAAAAUAAAAAGGAACUCCUAAUGA
Molecule: messenger RNA, 2942 nt
Organism: Salmo salar (Atlantic salmon)
Lineage: Eukaryota; Metazoa; Chordata; Actinopteri; Salmoniformes; Salmonidae
Product: insulin-induced gene 1 protein
Biological process (GO): SREBP signaling pathway; cholesterol biosynthetic process; cellular response to insulin stimulus
Cellular component (GO): SREBP-SCAP-Insig complex; endoplasmic reticulum
Source: RefSeq, a predicted model, not a curated record